UCAAACGUCAAACAAAUAUCAAAAUCAAAACAAGUUUCAUCUUUGCUGCGAUCUGCGUCUGAUUGUAGAAAGUUUAUUGAUCUUCUAUCGUCACAGUCUUUGUUAGGCUAAUAUGAUUAAAUAGCCAAUCUACGCAAGAUAUAAAAUUAUUCAACUCGGGUAAAUUUUAGUUUGAAAUCGUUAUAAACACUAAAUACCAUGGGAGCCGUUCUGGGGCUUUGUUCAGCUGCUCAGCUGGCAUGCUGCUGCGGCAGUGCAGCAUGUUCUCUGUGCUGCUCUGCGUGCCCGUCGUGCGCCAACUCCACGUCCACGCGGCUCAUGUACUCCCUGAUGCUGCUGCUGGUCAUGGUGGCUGCGGCGAUCACCCUUGCGCCGGGCCUGCAUGAUGAGCUGAAGAAGGUACCAUUUUGUGCAAAUUCGACAGGAUUAGUUCCAUCAACCUAUAAAGUGGAUUGUGAUCAGGCUGUGGGAUAUUUGGCAGUUUACAGGAUUUGUUUUGCAGCAUGUCUCUUCUUUGUCCUCAUGGCAGCAAUAAUGUUGGGUGUGAGAUCUUCCAAAGAUCCACGAGCUGGCUUGCAAAAUGGUUUCUGGGGCAUCAAAUACCUGCUCGUGAUUGGCGGUAUCAUCGGCGCGUUCUUCAUCCCGGAGGGCUCGUUCGCGAGCACGUGGAUGGUGUUCGGCAUGGUCGGCGGGUUCGGCUUCAUCGUCAUCCAGUUGGUGCUCAUUGUCGACUUCGCGCACUCCUGGGCCGAGCGCUGGGUUUCGAACUACGACGAGACGGAGUCGCGCGGCUGGUACGCGGCGCUGCUGCUGGCCAUGAUGUCGUGCUACGCGCUCACGCUCACUGGCAUCGUGCUGCUCUAUGUCUACUACACUAAGGCCGACGGCUGCGACUUAUCCAAGUUCUUCAUCUCCAUCAACCUGAUCCUGAUCGUGAUCAUGAGUGCCGUCUCCAUCCUACCCGCGGUGCAGGAGCACCAGCCGCGCUCCGGCCUGCUGCAGUCGUCUGUGGUCUCGCUCUACGUGGUGUUCCUCACCUGGUCUGCAUUGUCUAAUGGCGAUAGCCAGUGUAAUAGCAUUGCUGGCGGGAAUGAGGAGACUCCGGCCGGUAGAUACUGGGCAUCGUUCGACAAGCAGUCCAUCAUCGGGCUGGUGAUCUGGGCGUGCAGUGUGCUGUACUCCUCCAUCCGGACCGCCUCCAACUCCUCCAAGAUCACCAUGAGCCAGCACAUCCUCGCCAAGGAGGGAGGAGGGCAAGGAGGGCUCAUUGAUAAUGAAGAGUAUGAUUCCAUAGAGGGCGGCGACGGCGGCGAGGCGGGCGCCUCCGACACCAAGGUCUUCGACAAUGAAGGUGACGGCGUGGCCUACUCCUGGACCUUCUUCCACAUCGUGUUCGCUCUGGCCACGCUGUACAUCAUGAUGACACUUACUAAUUGGUACAACCCGAGCUCGCAACUGUCGAAGGAGAACGUGGCGUCGAUGUGGAUCAAGAUCACCUCGUCGUGGCUGUGCGUGGGCCUCUACCUGUGGACCCUGGUCGCGCCGGCGCUGCUGCCCGACCGCGAGUUCAACUAGACCUGGACCUAUUGUGGACCUAGGAGGGUGGCUUUACGAAAAUGAGAAGGACCGAUUCAGCGCACGACUCAACAGGGCUACUACCAAAAUCGAACGAACAAACUAGAGCUGUCAUGCAAUCGGUAAGCCUAAUACAACGAGAUAGAGCCGUGGUUCGCGCAGCGCUCCGAAACUUCGGAACAACAGAUAUGCAGUGAUAACCGUGUGCCGAUUGCGUGACUCGUUCGUCGAUUUAGAGAGUGACCUCCGUGUCGCGUUACAUUAGACGUGACGUAGCAUCUGGCUCUAUCGUUUUCGUAAAGCUUAUGUCACCCACCUGGACGUCCUAAUAGGGAAUUUAACUAGUACCAUCUUACACUUAUACACUAUACUGGCUGGAAUUGCAUCAGUGAUCGAGUUAGACGAUAAAAUUCCACUCAGUAUAGUACAUACAAUCAACUCGUUCGCGUUUCGAUGUGUUGGGCCUGUUUACACACAAAAUACGUGUUGCCAAUUUAGAUGUGCGUAUUUUUUGUGCAAAUAUACCCACAUUGCUUGCUCACCAUCUAGCAAACUGUACGUUAUAGUAAGGACUUGGUGUUAGAUCGCCAAGGCAACCCUCAAUCACGCUGCUCCCGCGAUAAUCUAAAUCGUCAAUUCAUUGAAGUAUCCCUUAUUCAUAAAAAAAACUUACCUA
Molecule: messenger RNA, 2251 nt
Organism: Plutella xylostella (diamondback moth)
Lineage: Eukaryota; Metazoa; Arthropoda; Insecta; Lepidoptera; Plutellidae
Gene: Serinc
Product: serine incorporator TMS1
Cellular component (GO): membrane
Source: RefSeq, a predicted model, not a curated record